This is a messenger RNA of Ostertagia ostertagi, 450 nucleotides long. The record is from the annotation of a GenBank genome assembly. NCBI's taxonomy places the organism in Eukaryota, Metazoa, Nematoda, Chromadorea, Rhabditida, Trichostrongylidae.
AUGGGUACGAAGAUCGCUGUAGCCAAAACACCGAAGCGAAAAGAGUUGGAGGUGAACAGUAACAAAGCCGAAUUGAGCGUGGAACAGCUAAUCGCCAGACUGAAAGAAGAGGAUAAGCUUCUCCAAAACAUUCCCAAGCAUCCAAAGGUGGCCACGAUCAAUUUACCGAAGGAAAUGAUAGAGAAGAGUCCAAGAGUAGCCAUGAUUGAUAUGCCAAAGAAUCAAUUCCAGUAUGGGAAAUCUCUGCAGGUUACCCGACCUCCAUUUAGGUUGGUGCCCUUAAGCCGCACCGCUCACAUCCAUGUUGGUCAAACAGUUCGUACCAAGACCAGUGAAGGAAGGCUGAUUGGCUUGAAAAAGAAGAAGAAGGCCUACAAAGUGACCAGCGGUGACGCUCGACGCAAGGGCGCUGAAUUCGACCCGUGGGAGCGCAUGGGCCAAAAGAUCUGA